AUGAUAGAUAGACAAUUCUUUCGAAUAUUAUCCAGCAUACAUUGGUUUAGACCAUUACAUAGUAACUGCUACCAUAUGACAAGAGUAUUAAGGAAAAGAAAAGUCGUUUCUUCCAAGAUCGAAUCUGCUACUAUCGAUAAUGACCCUGUAGUAAGAUCAAAAUAUUUCAAGAAGCCCAAAAUAGAAGAAACGGAUGAAGUGAAAGUGGAAAUAACGGAAAAUCCAGUUGAUAUAGAAUGGGUUAAAUCUCUUAACAAUAAAGAAUACUUCGAAUGGUGGGCAGAGAGUACAGGUAACGUGCCAAAUCGCUGGGAAAUCCCACUAGAUGAAAGUAUAUUCACCGAUGACCAACCAAAAUAUUUUAAAGAGAUUUAUUUGAAAUUACGCAGAUUGAGAUCGAAAGUUACACCUCCUGUGGAUCUGGUGGGAGGUUCUUCCAUUCCCCUCACUGUAGGUAUGUCAUGUGGUAUUCCAAAGGACCAAAUCGAACCCAUAAAUUAUAGGUUACAAGUCCUAAUUGGGGUCAUGCUAUCAUCUCAGACUAAAGAUGAAGUCACAGCUAAGGGGAUGUUCAAUAUAAUGAAGUACUGUAUUGACGAGCUCAAUAUAUCACAAGGUAUGACUUUGCAAGGUUUGCGUAAAAUUGAUGAGGCAAAACUAGAUGAGCUAAUUAAGUCUGUUGGAUUCCAUACAAGAAAGGCUAAAUAUAUAAAACAGACAUGUGAAUUACUUGUUUCCCGAUUUGAUUCUGAUAUUCCGACAAAUAUCACUGAUAUGUUAUCAUUGCCAGGUGUUGGUCCAAAGAUGGCUUAUUUGACGUUACAAAAGGCUUGGGGUAAAUUAGAGGGUAUUUGCGUUGACGUACAUGUGGACAGGUUAUGUAAGCUUUUUAAAUGGGUAAAUCCAGAUAAAUGUAAGACGCCAAAUCAUACGAGGCAGGAAUUGGAAAAAUGGUUGCCUAGGCCCUUGUGGAAGGAGAUUAAUAGUUUGUUGGUUGGUUUUGGCCAGAUGAUUGAUAGGCCAAAAUUAAAACUUAUAGAUCCAGAAGCUCCAACGUAUGAACGAGGUACGUUGGAGCAUGAACUUAGGGAAUUAAUGGACAACAUGAAAAACUACAAGAUCUGGGUGAAUUACUUAAUUCGUAAUGCCAAGGCAACUUUAGAUGCACGUGAACAAGAGACUUCAAUUGUGACGGUCAAAACGGAAAAUGGUGGUUUGGUAACAAUUAAAAAUGAAUUUGACCUCAAAACAGAAUCUCUUCCAAAACAUGUAUUCAAAAAAGACGGCCAUUUUGCAAAAAUUGAAGGGUCAUGA
Kazachstania africana CBS 2517 is the source of this 1314-nucleotide messenger RNA. RefSeq lists its product as uncharacterized. The transcript has a single exon. Gene Ontology annotation, cellular component: nucleus. Gene Ontology annotation, molecular function: DNA-(apurinic or apyrimidinic site) endonuclease activity; oxidized pyrimidine nucleobase lesion DNA N-glycosylase activity. Gene Ontology annotation, biological process: base-excision repair, AP site formation; base-excision repair; nucleotide-excision repair. The coding region runs from base 1 to 1314 and encodes 437 amino acids. Lineage: Eukaryota; Fungi; Ascomycota; Saccharomycetes; Saccharomycetales; Saccharomycetaceae. The record is from RefSeq and is a predicted model, not a curated record.